This is a messenger RNA of Selaginella moellendorffii, 2816 nucleotides long. Its product is annotated as cullin-3A. The coding region runs from base 21 to 2495 and encodes 824 amino acids. Gene Ontology annotation, biological process: ubiquitin-dependent protein catabolic process; protein ubiquitination. The transcript is spliced from 2 exons. NCBI's taxonomy places the organism in Eukaryota, Viridiplantae, Streptophyta, Lycopodiopsida, Selaginellales, Selaginellaceae. The record is from RefSeq and is a predicted model, not a curated record. Gene Ontology annotation, molecular function: ubiquitin protein ligase binding. Gene Ontology annotation, cellular component: cullin-RING ubiquitin ligase complex.
UUUACCAGAGCUUGUAGCUUAUGACAUGGUGCGCAUUGCUGAGAUGGCACAAGAGGGAAAAAAAAUUAACCCGUGCGUAUACAAAAAUAAAGAAAGGAGAAAGUGGCUAUGGCGAACUCUUCGUCUGGCAAGCCCUAGCGCAUUCUCCCAGUGGCGGUGUUCCUUCCCGCGACGCUACGAAUUCUCGCCCCCACGGCAAUCCAUGGCGACGAUUCCCUAGGGCGCUGGGGUCGGGCAAAGAAACCCUAGGGGGAGAGCUUGGAGCAGAUCGACCGGCCCCGGCAAAGAUGAGCCAGCCGAAGAAGAAGCCGUUCAAGAUCGAGCCCUUCAAGCACAAGGUCGAGAUGGAUCCCAGGUAUGCCGAGAAGACCUGGAAGAUUUUGGAGGAUGCGAUUCACGAGAUUUACAAUCGCAACGCCAGCGGCUUGAGCUUUGAGGAGCUCUACAGGAAUGCCUACAACAUGGUUCUUCACAAGUAUGGAGAGAAGCUCUACGCGGGGCUGGAAACCACGAUGACGCAGCAUUUGCAAGAGUUUUCUCGGGUGAUCGAGGCGGCGCAAGGUGGUCUCUUUCUCGAGGAGCUAAACGGGAAAUGGUCCGAGCACAACAAAGCUCUACAAAUGAUCCGGGACAUCCUCAUGUACAUGGACAGGACUUACGUACAGAACUCCAGCAAGACCCCCGUCCACGAGCUGGGGCUAAACUUGUGGCGAGACACGAUCGUGAGAUGCCCGACGAUCAAGGACAGGUUGAGAGAUACGCUGCUCGACUUGGUUCACAGGGAGAGGACGGGGGAAGUGAUCAACAGAGGCUUGAUGCGAAACAUCACCAAGAUGUUGAUGGACUUGGGGGUGGCGGUGUACGAGGAGGAAUUCGAGAAGCCUUUCCUGGACGCGGCCGCGGACUUUUACAGGAUAGAGUCCCAGCAGUUUCUCGAGAGCAGCGACUGUGCCGACUACUUGAAAAAGGCCGAGAGGAGGCUCAACGAGGAGAUGGACAGGGUGACGCAUUAUCUCUUUCCUCGGAGCGAGCCAAAGAUCACAUCUGUUGUGGACAGGGAGAUGAUCGGCCACCACAUGAAGCUGCUCGUGGAGAUGGAAAACUCGGGGCUUGUUUCGAUGCUCACUGACGACAAGUAUGACGACUUGGCUCGCAUGUAUAGUCUCUUCCGGCGGGUCACUACAGGGCUCCAGACGAUUCGCGAUCUCAUGACUUCACAUCUUAGGGAGGUUGGCAAGAACUUGGUCGUCGACCCGGAGAGGCUCAAGGACCCGGUAGAGUUCGUGCAGCGUCUCCUGGACGAGAAGGACAAGUAUGACAGGAUAAUCCGCUCCUCGUUUAGCAACGACAAGACGUUCCAGAACGCCUUGAACUCGGCGUUUGAGUACUUCAUCAACCUCAAUGCCCGGUCGCCCGAGUUCAUCUCGCUGUUCGUGGACGACAAGCUCCGCAAGGGGCUCAAGGGCGUCAGCGAAGAGGACAUCGAGACGGUGCUGGACAAAGUGAUGAUGCUCUUCCGCUACCUCCAGGAGAAGGACGUGUUUGAGAAGUACUACAAGCAGCACCUCGCCAAGCGGCUCCUUUCCGGGAGAACCAUCUCGGACGACGCAGAGAGGAGCCUCAUCGUGAAGCUCAAGACGGAGUGCGGCUACCAAUUCACGUCCAAGCUCGAGGGGAUGUUCACGGACAUGAAGACGUCCCGGGACACAAUGCAAGGCUUUAGCUCGAUGAUGGCGAACUGCGAGCAGCCAGGGGAGGCACCGACGCUCUCGGUACAGGUUCUCACAACCGGCUCCUGGCCAACGCAGUCGGGCGCGAGGUGUAACUUGCCGACGGAGAUCCUCUCGGUGUGUGACAAGUUCAAGACGUACUACUUGUCGACGCACACCGGGAGACGCCUCACCUGGCAAACGAAUAUGGGAACCGCGGACCUCAAGGCUACGUUUGGCAACGGUGCGCGGCACGAGCUCAACGUCUCCACGUACCAGAUGUGCGUGCUCAUGCUCUUCAACAUGGCGGACAAGGUGACUUACAGGGAGAUCGAGCAGGCGACGGACAUUCCAGCCGCGGACUUGAAGCGGUGCUUGCAGUCGCUGGCGCUCGUCAAAGGCAAGAACGUCUUGCGGAAGGAGCCGAUGAGCAAGGACAUCAACGAGGACGACGUGUUCCUCUUCAACGACAAGUUCGCGAGCAAGCUUUACAAGGUGAAGAUCAGCACGGUGGUUGCGCAGAAGGAGAGCGAGCCGGAGAAGCAGGAGACGCGGCAGAAGGUGGAGGAGGACCGGAAGCCGCAGAUCGAAGCGGCCAUCGUGAGGAUCAUGAAGUCGCGGCGGGUGCUGGAUCACAACAACAUUGUGAGCGAGGUGACGAAGCAGCUCCAGGCCAGGUUCUUGCCGAAUCCGGCGGUGAUCAAGAAGAGGAUUGAGUCGCUGAUCGAGCGGGAGUUUCUGGAGAGGGACAAAGUUGACAGGAAGCUCUACAGGUACCUGGCUUAAGCUCCGGCAGGAAUAAGUUUCGAGGAGAUGGUUUAUAAAGCGCAGCAAAAGUUUUGUGAGGAGCCAAGCCAGGCUUUCCUGUUUGGAGGAGGAAGACUUGAAGAUCAACUAGAGAAAGGAAAGAAAAACGAGGAAGCAAGCGCAGUUCCUUCUCUUUCUCUCGCUCUCUCGAUUCUUAGAAGCUCUUGUUAAUUGCUUUCCAAAGUUCUUUCUCUUUUUUUUCUUUUUUUUCUUUUUUCUUGCCUUCUUUCACUCACGGGAGUUUUGAGGCUUGAUCCAGGCUUUGCUUGAGGAAUUCUAUAGGCCAACUUUUGUGGUUAA